This is a messenger RNA of Columba livia (rock pigeon), 8655 nucleotides long. RefSeq names its product family with sequence similarity 171 member B (gene FAM171B). The transcript has 8 exons. NCBI's taxonomy places the organism in Eukaryota, Metazoa, Chordata, Aves, Columbiformes, Columbidae. Bases 41 to 3109 code for a protein of 1022 amino acids. The record is from RefSeq and is a predicted model, not a curated record.
AGGACCGCUAAUGCGAAUUAGCAUGUAAGUAAGCAAAGACAUGCCUGUGCGUAGAAUCAAAGCUUCAGGAGACACUACUGACACGGUGGUGGUUGCCACACUGACUGCCACUCUCCAGCGCCUGAGCGAUGGGGAUUUCGGGUUGACACAAGGCGGUCUUAAGCACAUGAGGUGCUGCACAGGGGGUUGCCAAAAGCGCUUUAGCACUCUCAGCAACAAGCGGUGGAGUUUAUUUAAACGCUGUGAGUUCGGAGGGAGGUUCAGUCUGCUCAGUAACUCAGCUCGCGGGCCGCACACCGGCUGCCCCGCGCCCCCCGCGCAGUGCCCGGCUCUCCCUCACCUCUGCCGGCCGGCUGCGGAGCCCGGCGCUGCUCACACCCCGGACUCCUCAGGAAAACCGCCAGCCCGCACCUCCCUGCCCCCCGCAGGGCCUGGGAGCCGGCCCAAAGGCGGCGGGGACCCCGGCCGGGGUCCAGUCCCAGCUCCCGGGGAGGAACCGCCUCACCCCGGCCCAAUGCGCUUCGCUUCACUCCCGCCCCGCAGCUCUGUCAGGCCGUGGCCCCGCCCCCGUCACGUGCGGGGGCGGGGCGCACGCAGGUCACUCCGCCUGCUCGCCGCCGCAGUCCCGCCGCUGGAGUCGCGGGUCCCGGCCUCUCGACCGCCGCCUGGCCCGCAAUAUGCCUUCGCUGCCCUGGGGCUGCUCGCCAUGCCGGGGACCUGCGGGCGCCUCUCUUCCCUGCUCCCGAGGCUGGCGGCUGCGCUGCUGCUGCUGCUGCUACUGAUGGGGCGGCCGCCCCCCGUCGAUGCCGCAGCCGCCGCCACCCGCGCGCAGCAGCAGCGCGCGGCGCUGCCCGGGGGCGCCUCCGCGGCCGCCUCAGGAUCUGUUUUUACACUAAAAGUUCAAGUGAAUGACAUCAUCAGUCAUCAGUACCUGCGACAAGCGGUUGUAGAAGUGUUUGUCAACUACACGAAGACAAAUUCUACUCUUACUGGAAACAAUGGAGCAGUACUAAUAAAAGUUCCCUACAAAUUAGGAUUAAGUUUAACUAUCAUAUCAUACAAGGAUGGCUACAUGUUAACACCUUUGCCUUGGAAGACUGCGAGAAUGCCAAUAUACUCCUCUGUGACACUUUCGUUAUUCCCACAAAGGCAAGCAAAUCUGCAGCUGUUUGAAGAUAUUGUCUUAAUUACUGGAAAACUGUCUGAUGCCAAAUCUCAACCAAGUGUUCAGUUUCCAAAAUUUUUAAUGAAGCUUCCAACAAAUCACCAUAUUACAAAUGUUACAGCCUAUCUGACAGCACCAGACCAAUUUUUAAAAGAGGACAGCUUUCUCUAUACAACAGGAAUUCUUCUAAAUAAAUCAGGUUUCAAAAGCAUGGAAUUAGCUCCUCUUGCCGCAAUAUGCGUAAACAUUCUUUUGGCUGGGAAAGAACUGAAGGUCAAUGGUCCCAUUCAGAUCACACUUCCUCUUCCCACAAGUACUGUAAAAUCAGGAGAUGCUAUACCUGCAUGGACAUUUGAUAUGAAAACUGGUGCUUGGGUAAGCCGUGGGCUGGGAAUGGUGAAGGAAGCAGAUGGUCAGUUAGUUUGGACAUACACUGCUCAACACUUGGGCUACUGGAUAGCAGCUCCACUGCCUGGAACAAAAGAAUCCAUUAUUAGUGCGGUUUCCAAGGACAUAACAGCCUAUCACACAGUGUUCCUUACAGCCAUACUGGGAGCUACUGUUGUCAUUAUCAUUGGAUUUUUUGCUGUUCUUCUUUGUUAUUGCAGGGACAAAUGUGGUCGGGCACAAAAGAAGGAAAAAAAUACAACUAAGCUGGAGAUCAUAAAAAAAGACCAGACAACAUCAACAACUCACAUAAAUCACAUCAGUGCUGUCAAAGGGUCUUUAAAGUUGGAGGAUAAGUCACAGUUAUAUACACCGAAGAUUUCUUCAUACAGCCCUCAAAGAAGGAUGUCUAUAGACACAGAAGAUGGAAAAUCACGAGACAACUUUAAAAUCUACACAGAGGAUGCUUCUUAUCAGUCAUCCUGUCAGACUGGUCAGGCAAGAAAUUCGGGCCAUUCAUUGGAGCCUAAUGCUGGACUUAGGAAUUUACAGCAGCCGAAGCAUAGUAGCAGUGCUACUUCCCAGGCUCCUAGGGACAUUCAAGACCCAAACAGAUACCUUUCAGUGAAAGAGGAGAUGUAUGGGCUUUCCCAUAUCCCAGAACAUCUAAUGCAUGUUUACAAUCAACCCAUCGCUAUUCUUCAAACCUCUGACCUUUUCCACUCCCCAGAACAAUUGCAUCCUGCUAAAUCAGCAACUUUGCCAAGAAAAGGGCAGUUAGUGUAUAGCCCCAUGGUGGAACCCGUGAAUCGCGAGAGUUACAUGCAAACAUUACCAAAAAUGCCAGUGCACUCUCAUCCACAGCCUUCCGCCUGCAGAGACGAAAACAGUGCAUUGGAUAGUGAAGAGGGCUUACCUUCACAAACAUCAAACUGGGGCCGGUACACUAACAGCUUACUGGAGUCUGUCUCUGUUCCUGGGACAUUGAAUGAAGCUGUUGUAAUGACUCCAUUUUCAUCUGAACUCCAAGGUAUUUCAGAGCAAACACUAUUGGAACUCUCUAAAGGAAAACCAUCUCCGCACCCUCGAGCAUGGUUUGUGUCGCUGGAUGGAAAGCCGAUCGCUCAAGUGAGGCAUUCUUUCAUAGAUCUGAAAAAGGGCAGAAAAACAGAGAGUAAUGAUACCAGUCUGGACUCUGGUGUGGACAUGAAUGAGCAUCAUCCUAGUAGGAAACUGGAGAGAGAGAAAACUUUCGUUAAAAAUAUGCCACAUUCUAAGAUCCUUGACCUGGAAGAUCUGGAUCUGAGUAGCAGUGAAAGUGGGACCACUGUUUGCACUCCAGAGGACCAGGCUGUGAGGCCCAUUCUGGAUGGAGGGAACGGGCCAGUCAUGGACCAGCAUGAUGAAGAAGGUCUAAGAAGAAAAACUGUAUCAGUAAGUCAUGAAGCUGGUAUCCCUUCUGCUAAAAAAAGGGACAGACCAUCUAUUACAAAAAGAGAUAGCAAAACCAAUAUCUGGAAGAAAAGAGAGGAGCGGCCACUUGUUCCUAUAAACUAAAACACAAUGUGCUUUGUGGUGUUGCUCUCUUUGCUGGUUAUUGACCUCUUGGCUGCUUCUGUAAUUCUGCAGUGUUGGGUUUACAAGGGAAAUGUUGUUUUCCAGUAAUGAGCAAAGUUACUGGUUUUUUUUUAAGAUACUGGUUGAGUUACUAAACUUCAACUGGGCAAUUGAUAUUCAAUGUGAAUUGAAAACAGGGAAAUGCAACUAUUAAGAUUUUCCAGUUCCUAAUUUUGCUGGCAGUAUAGGGAAGGCCCACAUUUUAAUUAGCCUGUCAUUCUUGGACACACCUCUGGGAAUGCACGGUGAGAAAUGUAGGCACACCUUUUAAUUUUUUCGUACUUGUUGCUGUUGUGUUGGCAUUGUUAAAGCCAUUCCUCAGCCUUAUUCCUAAUCAAUGUGACCAUCUAUACAGUAUUUUAUAUGUGAACUUUUCUAGCGAUCUGUUCCUACUUCUUUGUAUAAUGUAAAAUGUUUCAUCCGUUAGUCCCACGACACCAGCAGACGAGCUCUGUUGGAUUUACCAGCAGAGCUCCAUAGCGUUGCUGCCCUCCCUGUGUGCCCAUCCCUGUGCAAAUGGUUGCCAUUCCAUGUAGUAGUGGCAGAAGGGGGAAUUAUCCAAACUCUGUGGCCAGUGCACGGUCCCCGCUGUCUUCAGAUGUUGCCCAUCUGCUUUUUUACAAGCUGUGGACAUUAAUGAUUGGCAUCUGCUAUGAAGCAACCACGUCCAGCAGAAAAGGUCUGGUUCUGGUAGCACUCAAAGCUGCUGCUACUCCUGAUCCCAGUGUCUUGUCUUGGUUUUGUUCUCAGUUAAGAUAUUCGGUUCUGCAUGCUGUUGGGCAAGCUGAGCUCCACAACAUACUCUUGAAUCCCUGCAGGUUUGUAAGUUAGAGUUUGUCCCAGAAUCAGAAUACACCAGCUUGGACAAAUUAUGCCUUUGAAACAAUUUUUCUUAGCAAGGAAGUUUGUCAUGGUUGCUUUUUAUUUUAUGUUUAAAAAAAAUGGAAGAUCAUUGGAGGUUCAUGUGCCUACAUUUUGCCAGCCUGAGCUACUUUUGUCUAGGUUGUGCAUUGCAGAGGGGUUAAACAGGCUUUAAAAGUUGGGGGUUUUUAUGAACAUGAGAGCAAAUCGCAAAAUUUGGUCUGUAAUGCAAUAUAUAUAGUACUUACGACUCAGAGUUAAAUUUACCAAAAGUCAUGAAUGCAUGAAAUGUAACUAAGAUAUGUAUAGAGGAAGGAAAAGGCCAUCAGAAUAUUCUUUAUUUUUAAUGUUUAUCUCGUCAAAGUGAUUGCUUCAACUUUGGCUAACAGAAAAGUAGAUGCAUCCCUUAAUGUGCUUCAUAUAGUGUAUCAAAUGUCUUUCUGUGGCUUUGAAGUUGUUUCCCUGGUGAAAUAAGUUCCAGCAUUUUGGCUUUGGCAGUUUGAUUAUAAAUCAUCCUAAAAAAGCAUUAUAAACAUUUCCUUUGGAGCUUGGCUAAGGUUCUAUACCAAGAUGCCUGCAUCUGAAUUGUGGGGUGAGUUGCACUCGGUUGUCUGCCCUGUAGUACACUCAAGAGUAGGGAAAUAUCCCUAACAUUCUGUGAUAUUGUGAUACAGACUCCUGUAAAUGACUUUAUUCAUGUGAAUUCAAAGGAAUGAAGUUUUGCACUCCAGUGUUCUCGCUCUGCAUCCAGGUGGGUAUCUGGGCACCAAAGUAAAAAGAUUAGAAAUGUUGAGAAGAUCAGUUAUAACUUUGAGACUUGAAAGUAACAGUGCCAAAAGACAGACUCAUGUCACGCAGCUUCUCGUCAGCUCUGACAGCUGAUCAAGAGCAAAGGGCAGGGUUUGAUUCUGUUCCAUCAUUCUAAAGGAUCUUGUGGCUAUCUGGAUUAGUCACAAUUUAACCCUGCACAUACGGUAGUGCCAAAUGGCCCCUUUAAAGGCUAUACAUCAAUGAGGCACUUCAGCUUGUAGCCAACAAAGCAAGGCAGAACAGAACAGAUCUUCUUGGAAGAGUUUCUGGCUGCUGGGCUUCUCGGUAGUAGGAAGAAAGAUAUGAUAAAGUUUUCUGAAAAACAGGCACUCCAUCGUACAUGGGAUUGAUAUCCCUAAUGGAUAGUAGCUCCUCCCUUGCCAAACAAGGGUGUGGACAUUUCUUUUAACAGAAUAUUUAAAUGAUUUUCUGGAGAGCGCUUGCUGCAGUUCUGGUGAUACCCUUUCCAAGGCUGUCAUUAGCUGUUGCUUCUCUCCAUGCCAGUCAAGUGACAGCUGUCUUUGCUUGCUUUGGAGAUCCCAUCCACCAACUUUUCUGUGUGUAACUUGCUAGAAUUUUUCGCAUAAUGUCUUAUGCUGCUGGUAACACUUGAAAAGGCUUUUCUAGAGUUGAGUCUUAUAUUAAAAAUAAAUACAUAUCUUGUUUUCUGUGUCAGAAUAUGAUCAAAAGAUUCUGUAGAGAGAAAUUAUUGCUGCAGUUGUAUCUGCAAAGAUAAAUGCCACAUGGAAAGAGGUGGUGGCCCUAACCACACAAUGACAGGGAAUUUUUCCUUGGCCCUACCAUGAGCAUUAAUCUUGGAUUUUAAAAACUCUAUAUAACUCUAAAAUUAUUAGAAUUAUUCUUCAUAUUUAUAUUCAGUAUGUACAGAAUAUAUUAUCUGAGUCUUCAUCUUCCAACUGUAUGUUGGAAUUUAUGCACUGGAGACCUUUAUUACUUAUUAGCAGCUGGAAUUCUUUUUGGUUUUAGAUCAUCAAAAAAAGGAGUUUGGCUAUACUGAGUUCUAAGAAUUUAAAUACAGAGGUAACAAUACAUGAUGUGUAACAUGUGGAAAAGACAAAAUGUGAUCAUGAAAUUUGUGGUCAAACUAAUGCUUUUCUAUAUUUCUAUGUAUGAUAUCAACAUAUGAAUUAAUAGGAAUGACUGAAUUUAUUAUUUAUUUUUUUUCUGUUGGCUCAGUAUUGCAGCACGAACAGAGUGCUCAAAUGCUAGUGCUAGAAUUAGGUCCAUACAAAAAGUGGCAAGGAUUCAUGGCAUACUGCUUUUGGAAAGACCAGGGAGAAAUUCAGCAGUUUUACCUUCUCUGAGUCUGCAGGUUGAUUACUUUGAGAACAAGAAGUGGGCCAUGCCUGAAGCACCCUUAACUAAGCCCCUGCUCAGGAGAGGGAAAUGAGUGGCAAAUUUGGAAAGGAUAUAUUAACAGCUUCUUUCUGAUGCUUGUUUCCAAACUGCUAGGUAUUUGUGCUUCAGUGGAAUCAAUUCUUUUUGAAGAAUACAAAUAUUUGCAAGAAUUAGGUCUCAGUUCUUCACAGGAUGCCUCUUGAGCUAUCAGCUUUUGCAAAAAACCCGCAUAUACGUACGUACAGUUUUUAAGUGAAAGGUGUUGGGUAGGUACAGAAUAGUCAGGACCAAAGUCUGUCAUAUAUUUAAGGUAAAAAGCAGUUAAUAAACUCCAGGAGUUUCCUCACUGUGGUCGCAGUACAUGAUGUCGAGAUUCUUCUUGCAGAAGGUUAUAACCAGUUCCAGGACUUCCCUGGUUUUGAUAAGGUGGUUAAUGGAGUUAGUCAAGGCUUGUUUCUACAGAUUAAGUCAGCUGGCUUGGAUCAGUACUUUGAUGUAUCACAAAUUAAGGCUAAAUAGUCUGCAGCUAUAUGCACAUUAAUCUGGAUAUGUUACCUAGGAUAAGCUAAUUGGCAGUAAUUCUCAGUUUGCUAUCAAAUGUCACAUAUUAUGGAAAUUUUUAAAAAAUGGAGGAAUCACCUAAAUAUUCCAUUUGAUUAACAGGAAAAAAAAUUACAGUACUGUCAGAAAAUAAAACAACUCUAUCUUACAAACCUGAAAGCACAAUCAAUUUGGUAAUUAGAGACAUUAUUUACCAAUGUAGAGCUAGAGAUGAUGCACAAAAAGUAAUCCAGGAUGUAGGAAUGAAGAUGUUUAGUUGUCUGCUUUGUUUUUAUGCAGGAAUUUGUACCAAAGAGGAUGAAAUGAAUGGGCACCAGUCUAAUUACCCAUCUAAUGCUGUACAAAUUAAAAGGCAGUACACUAUAUCUGUUGUCUAGUACUGCAUGUUAGGAAAAUUGAAAGGUAAAUAAGCCUGCUGAAGUGCCUUUUUUUUCACCAGACUUAUUUUAUCAGUGAGACAUCUGACUAUCUGAAAAGCACAUUAUGUUUGUGUUUUUUUUUCUGUUAGCCAAAAGAACCUCAAUUCAUACUUAAAAUUAUGUAGCUUUUAUAGUAUUUUAAAAGGCAGAUCUAGUGUUCUUUAUGUUGGAAUACUGACUCCUGCAUGUCAGUUAUAAUGGUAGUUGUUGUAAACCCUGUUGUCUUUUGUUUUUUGGGGUUUUUUUGUACUUUGUUUGAAAAGAAAUCAAAAAAUAUAUCUUUAGCAAUGUGAACAGUAUUACCUUUUAAAAAUGCACCUACGUGAUCUCAUUCAACUUCAUAUGUCAAGAGUAAGCAUCCUGAAGUCACUGGAUUUACAGGUAUGAAACUGACUGGGAUUUUAACUUCAAAACCAAAAUUAAUAUAUGUUUGUAUAUAAAAACUAUUAUCAUGUUAAAAAUCCUUUUUUUUUUAGCUGCUAACAUCCUUUGCCAGUAGAAGUACAAAGUAUAUAGAGAUAGGUACUUAAUUCUUAUUUUCUAGAACCAGUUUUUAUCUCAAUUUGGAGCCUAACCUGUAUUGUUUAUAUAACCCAAGCUUCUGCUUUUUUAUUUUUUUUUUUUUUUUAAUUUCAGUGGAAUAAUGCAAAGCACAGUCCUAUACCUACUGAUUAAAAAUGAGCAUUCUUUCAUAGUAGUUUGCACUAAUUUGUGCCACACUUCUAACAGUAGGCAGCUAUAUGUGUGUUAAAGAAUUUAUAUGAAAGGUGGUUUAAAUGACUUUAAUCUGACCUUCAUUUUCUAUUAAAAGCAGUGUUCAGUGUGUUCCGAUGACCAAAAAACAACGGCUUCACUUUUUUUUUUCAAGACUGGCAGGGGAAAACUAUUUCAUUAUUUUUAGUAUUAGCACUCUCAGCUUGAAAAUUAUUUUACCAAAUGAAUUUUUUUCAUUCAGUUUAAGAUUUAUUGAACAUUCCUAUAUUUUCCCCCACCCCCCACCUCCAUGUACUGGUACUUUAUUCCCCAGUUAAAUGAUCCAGUUCCUUUGAAGCACUUGUUGCACUUCAGUCCAUAUUAAAACACUAAUAUUUUUACAACACCUUAUUGUGUAGAAAGGUACUUUUUAGUGCUUAUUAGAGCAUGGAGUUCAUCAAAAGCCUGGCUCUGAGAUGCUGAACCACAGGUGAACUAAUGGCGCUGACUGUGCUCACCACCUUGCACGUUGGAGCCUUGUAUUCAACAAACACUUCAUUACAUGGGCAAUCAUUUUCAAAAACACUCUAGUAUGGAUAUUGUUUAUGUAAAACUUUCUUGAUGUUCAGCAUCCUGGUUUUAAGUAUUUCUACCUUUUUAUAUUUUGUCAGAGGUGUAUUUUCAUCUCUGUAUUUACUACAGUCUCAGUGUAUCUGUUGCCUAAAAUGUAAGAUUUGUAAAAUGUUAUAGCUUAUGCAAUAUAAUAAAAGUUUAAAAAAGUCA